GGGAUGUAUGAGAUACAGGUCCCCGCUUUGUACUUGUGAGUAAAGGAGUUUUGCAGGUUUUUUCUGCUGUUGCUGAAAUUCUUCUGCCCGUGGGUUGGUUUAAAAAAAAGGCGCAAAAAUAGAAAGAAGCAGCCGGAAAUCACUGUGUAACGGCAGAGAGAGAGAGACAGAGAAAGAGGGACAGAGAGACAAAGAGAGAGACAGAGAGAGACGGCUGCUACGGAGUCUCCCUGAAGACUGACAACCAGCAGACUCCCCCCAAAUCUGAGUGAUACAAAUACUAAAUAAAAGAUGGAGGCGACUAGAAAGCUGGAGACCCUACUGGGGAGAACACUGAUGAAUCUGCCGAGCAGCAGCUUAAAAUCCUUCAUAAACAAGCUCAUAGGGUACAAAGAGAUCACGAUGCACGAUUUAGGGGGUGCAGGCCCAGAAGAGGUGGUAAAGCAAAUCAUCCGUUACUACACAACAAAGCGGGGACCAAAGUUAGUUAUACAGAUACUGGAAGAAAUAAAUGAAAAUCAGGCUGCUCUAGAACUGAAAACGGAACUGAAGACAAUAAGUACAGUUACUGCUACGAAAAAGAAAACCCCAGUGACAGCAUCUGCUGCAACUAAAAAGAAAACCCCUGGGAGCCAGAAGAAACCACCUACUGCCAAGGAAAAGAAAACUACAGUGAAAACAUCUACUGCUACAAAAGAGAAAACCCCUGGAGAACAACAGGAAGCAUCUACUGCUACGAAAAAGAAAACCCCCGUGGAAGCAUCUACAAAAAAGAAAAUGCCAGUGAAAGCAUCUACUGCUACAAAAGAGAAAACCCCUGGAGAACAACAGGAAGCAUCUGCUGCGACGAAAAAGAAAACCCCCGCGGAAGCAUCUACAAAAAAGAAAAUGUCAGUGAAAGCAUCUACUGCUACAAAAGAGAAAACCCCUGGAGAACAACAGGAAGCAUAAAACCGUAAUCCGCCAAGAACUCAGGGGCCCAAAAGUAAAAAGCUCUGGGGAGCCACCCAGUGGGCCCAUGCAGAACAAUAAAUUGCAACUGUGAAGAUAUGAAAGAAGUGCAACACAUGAGUAGUAUGAGACUAUUAGUAUGGACCAAAAGGACUCAUUUAGGUGGAAUUUGAUACCAUUUUUUAAAAACAAAAACC
This is a messenger RNA of Xenopus tropicalis (tropical clawed frog), 1148 nucleotides long. RefSeq names its product neurofilament medium polypeptide-like. The transcript is spliced from 13 exons. Bases 292 to 951 code for a protein of 219 amino acids. Lineage: Eukaryota; Metazoa; Chordata; Amphibia; Anura; Pipidae. The record is from RefSeq and is a predicted model, not a curated record.